GUGGAUGCAGAGUAGCAGACUCCGCAGACUUUCCUAUCGUCGCUUCCGUCCACCGUGCUCACUAAACGCACAUACGUAUUUUGUAAGUCACACAACUCUCCGUUUACUGAUCAUGUCUGAUUACCCCAAGACGCACAAGGAGUGGCUGGCCAAACUCGUCAGCUUCAACACCAUCUCCUCCAACUCUAACCUCCCCCUCAUGGAUUACGUCAAGGGCUACCUCAAGACCUUCGGCAUCGAGUCGACGUACAUCUACAACCCCGCCAAGACACACGCGAACCUCUUCGCCACGCUGCCGGGGAGCAACGGCGCCACGCAGGGCGGCAUCGUGAUGUCCGGCCACACGGACGUGGUGCCGGUGGAGGGGCAGAAGUGGGACUCCGACCCCUUCGUGGUGGUGGAGAAGGACGGCAAGCUGUACGGCCGCGGCACGUGCGACAUGAAAGGCUUCAUUGCUGUCUGUCUAGCGUUGACACCAACGUUCAUGAAGAUGAAGCGCGUCAAGCCGAUCCACUUCGCCUUCUCGUUUGAUGAGGAGGUGGGCUGUGCGGGUGUGCCUUUCAUGACGAACUGGCUGAAGGAGAAGGGCUUCAAGGCGGACUGCUGCCUCGUCGGUGAUGGCGGCUUCAAAGUUUGCACAGGCAACAAGGGUUUCAGCUCGUGGAAGGUGGUGGUGCACGGCAAGGCGAUCCACUCCUCCAUGGCACUGAUGAACACGAGCUGCAACGCCAUCGAGUACGCCGCGCAGAUCGUCGCGAAGAUCCGUAAGAUUGCCGAGGAUCUCAAGAAGAACGGGAAGCACGACCCUAAUUACACCUGUCCUUUCUCGUGCAUGUCCGUGGGCCUUAUCAAAGGCGGCAAUGCGGUGAACACGGUGCCGGCGGAGUGCGAGUUCACCUUCAGCGUUCGCGUGACGGAGACGAGUGUGGCGAAGCGUGUGGAGACGGAGGUGCAGGAGUACAUCAACCGCGAGAUCCUGCCUGCGAUGCGCAAGGAGUAUGCGGAGGCCUCUGUGGACCUGAAGCCGGACUGGUUUGCCCCGGCGUACAACGCCAACGAGAAGCACCCGUUCAUUAAGAUGGUGCGUGAGAUGCUGCAGGACUCGAAGAUCCGCAAAGCCGGCGGUGGCACGGAAAGCGGCUUCUUUGAGGAUGACCUGUCGAUUCCGACGGUGAUUGUGGGACCGGGUGGCUUUGGUGCCCACCUGGCGAACGAGUACACGGAGGUGCAACUGUUGGAGAAGAGCAGCAACUUCACGAGAGACUUGGUGGCUCGUGUGACGGGCGAGAGCGCCGUGGAUUUCUCGAAGAUGUAA
Molecule: messenger RNA, 1315 nt
Organism: Leptomonas pyrrhocoris
Lineage: Eukaryota; Euglenozoa; Kinetoplastea; Trypanosomatida; Trypanosomatidae
Product: glutamamyl carboxypeptidase putativemetallo-peptidase Clan MH Family M18
Exons: 1
Coding region: 113-1315 (400 amino acids)
Biological process (GO): L-arginine biosynthetic process
Molecular function (GO): acetylornithine deacetylase activity
Source: RefSeq, a predicted model, not a curated record